This is a messenger RNA of Gadus macrocephalus (Pacific cod), 3190 nucleotides long. It is a transcript of the gene creb3l2, whose product is annotated as cAMP responsive element binding protein 3-like 2. The transcript has 12 exons. The record is from RefSeq and is a predicted model, not a curated record. Gene Ontology annotation, molecular function: cAMP response element binding; DNA-binding transcription factor activity, RNA polymerase II-specific. Lineage: Eukaryota; Metazoa; Chordata; Actinopteri; Gadiformes; Gadidae. Gene Ontology annotation, biological process: regulation of transcription by RNA polymerase II. The coding region runs from base 410 to 2152 and encodes 580 amino acids.
GCCGCCAGACUCCGCCCACAUAUCCUAAGCUGUCUGCUGGUGAAACUUCUCCCCAGGAUAGAGAAUAGGAGGAGAGCUUUCAACUCCAGUAGACCUUGAAUCAAGAAGAUAAACAAGAGCCAGCUGGCCGGCUGCAGUUACCACGUUUGUGAUCAUUCACCCGAAAACAAAGCCGAUUAUUCACGAAGAUUAAUGCCUCAGGGUCGGGCGAAGCACAUCUGCGUCUUUCCCAUACCGAAGUUGUUGAUAACUUUUCGCAUGGACUUGAGCGAUAUCUAGGCAGAAUAAAAGAGCGACCGAGAGUCACAAAGUCUUACUUCGCUGCAAGAAAACAUCGUUUCGGUGACAUCACGUUAUUUGAAAUUUUUUAAGGACAGAUCGGGCCCAGAAGCCGCGUUAAAAUAAAAGGAUGGAAAUCAUGGACAGUGGCGAAUCGUUUCUACACUGGGAUCGGAAUCUGAGUGAGAUCUCGGAGAACGGGGACCACGACAACGGUCUUUACGGCACCCACUUCUCCGAGUUCCUGGACGACCUUACCCACGAUGCCUUGCUGGGCCAGCUCCUCAGCGACCCCUUCCUGUCGGGGGUCCGGGACGGGAUGGAGGUCUUGGAGUCCGGCCAGGGGGGGGUGAUGUGCGGCCGGGGCUGCGGCGGCGGCGGCGACGACGACGACGACGACCUGUCUCCCUGCUCCCCCCAGCCCCCCCACGUCGUGGUGGAGCACAGCUACUCGCUGUGCGGGGACAGCCGGCCCCAGUCCCCCCUGUCCCACCUCACCGGAGAGCAGGAGGGGGAGGAAGGGGAGGUGGAGGGAGGCGACUCUGGGGAAUGGCCCAUGGAGCAGGAGGAGGACAUCCAGAGCCUCCUCGCCGAGGCCCCCAGCUUCCUGCCCGCCCUGACCCUGGCUCUGGCCGAGAGCCACGCCGCCGCCCAGGGCCCCGCCGCGGCCCCCCUGUCGGAGCCGCCGUCUCCCGCCGCGGCUAGCCCCCACCAGAACCACCACAAGGGCAAGACCAUCAAGAUUAAGGAGGAGAGUGUGAUUCCCCAGAUCAAAUUGGAGCCCCAUGAGGUGGACCAGUUCCUGAACCUCUCUCCCAAAGGCCUGGAGGCUCUCCACAUGCCCCCUACUCCCCCCAGCUCCCACGGCAGCGACUCAGAGGGGAGCCAGAGCCCCGUGCACGCCCCGCCCGGCCUCUCCUGCCCCCCCUCCCCCGGCAGCCCGGGGGGCUCCCCUGCGCCCUCCCCGGGGCCCUCCGAGACCCCCACGAAGGCAUCCACCCGGGCCCCCUCCUCCCUCUCCAACUCCCCCCUGCUCACCGCCCCCCACAAGCUGCAGGGGUCUGGACCUCUGAUGCUGACGGAGGAGGAGAGACGCACUCUGGUUGCAGAGGGUUACCCGGUACCCAACAAGCUGCCCCUGACCAAGGCCGAGGAGAAGGCCCUGAAGAAGAUACGCAGGAAGAUCAAAAACAAGAUCUCUGCGCAGGAGAGCCGCAGAAAGAAAAAGGAAUACAUGGAUGCGCUGGAGAAAAAGGUGGAGAACUGCUCCAAUGAAAACCAUGAGCUGCGCAGGAAGGUCGAUAACCUGGAGUGCACCAACAAGUCUCUGCUCCAGCAGCUGCAGGCCCUGCAGGCGGCCGUGGUCAGCAGGGUUCCCAGGUCCUGCAGAGUCGCUGGCACCCAGACGUCCUCAUGCCUAAUGGUGGUGGUGUUGUGUUUUGCGGUGUUCCUCGGUAACUUCUACCCCAGCAUCCUGUCUCCUUCCUCCAGCAUUACGGAGAGCAGUCAACCCGGCCAGCAACUGGCACUCAAAGAGUCCUACACAGCCACAGUUAAAUCCAGGAGUCUGCUGUCCACCUUUGAGGACGAGCAGCCACACCUCCUAGGCCUGGGCGGGGAGUAUCCCGACCAAUGGGAGGACACUCCGGCCGUCGUCAUGGCAGCGUGGCGCCGCUCCGAGCAGAAUAAAAUGGGGGGCCCUGCCUCCAACGUGGCCGAGAGCCACACCCCUCUCCGAAGUAAUAACAACGAUACGCAAUCGACGGAAAACCUCCGGAUGGACCUGCAAAGGUCUCUGGAACCAUGGCUUAACGAGAGCAGCAGCGGUAAAAAGGUGCUAGCACUGGAUCGAACGGUCAACGAAACAUCCUGAGGACGGACAUUUUUUUUGUUUUUUAAUUUUAUUUUGUAUUUUAUUUUCGUAUCUUAUUAUUUUUUGCUUCUCCUGGUUCUCCACUCUUCAUCGUGACCUUUGAUUCUCCCAGCCCCCCCCCCCACCCCCCCCCACCCCCCCCCCCCCAACAGCACCGCAGUUCAAGUGUCCUGGAGCGGGGGGAAAAAAGAUGUACAAAGUGAUGUUCGUUUGUCCACAGUUCUUUUCAUGCCACUCACGCUUGAAAAGAUAGUACACUGUAAAAAUAUGAAAAAGACAGGAAAAAGAUCCACAAAAAAAUCAGGCACUGGCUGCCCUAAAAAAAAGUUUUUAAGUGACGUUGCACUGAAUAGUUUUCCACAUAAGUCAACCCGUAUUAGUUGUCCAUCUUUCAGCCAAAUCACUCAACGAAGUUGAGGCACUGUGUUGCAUCUGACCCCAAAACAUGUUUCAUAAGACUCUGUUCAAAGCGAGUGCUUGUGUGUUGCUUGAACUGAGAGAUGUGCUUAUAAGGUGAAUUCAAAUUGGACAUUUGAGGAUUUUUCUUUGGAAAAGGACACCAAUUAACAUGGGAACGAAAGAGAGCAGCAAUGUAUUUAUAGAAGCCCUUUUUGUUUUUAAAGUAAUUGAUAUGUGUAGCGGUGACCUUUUUUAAACCUUUUUAUUCCAUUCCAUGACAUGCAAACGUUAUCGUUUUGAUACUUUAAUUUUGUCUUUGUUCUUUAUGUUUUUAUUUUAUUGAACUUUAUUAUGUUUAUUGUCCUGAUUGCGCUUCUUAUCUAUUGUGUCCUGCCUUUUAUGAAAUACAGACCAACCAUCUUGUGUACACGUAAAAUACCAACCAAUCACACUGCUUAUUUAUGCUAGAUGGCUUUGAAGGAGAAAAAGUCUGGAGGAGGGAGGGGACUUUUACUUUCCAAACGAGAUGCACAUGGGACCAUGUUACUGCAAAUUAAUUCUGCUCUGUCCAAAGGGCUGAAGUAUCUGCUCUCAUAUGUCGGUCACUGCUCGCCACUAAAACGCCUGACUGCUAAGGAC